CGGAAGGAGAGGGAACAGAGAACGUCCAGUCAUGGUAGAGAUGAGCCGCAGCAACCUACAGAUCCUAGCGACGUUGACGAUGGUGACCGCUUCCUGGGGCCACCUCCUGGACCUGGACGGUUACCACCAUUGGAGGUACAACCUCCCCCAUGGCCCUCACCCUCUGGAUGUCCCUCCCGUCCACCUACCUCCACUGAGGUCGGCACUUCCACCCCUUCCUCUACACCCUCCACCUCAGAUCAUCCUGGUCCCUGUGCAUGUCCGAGGGACGUUCCCACCCUUCAUAGAACGCAUCGUUCAGAGGAUUCAGACUUGGUGGUCCUUCUACAACCCCCCGGAGGAACUUACCCGUCCUCCUCCGACCAUGGACGAGGCUGUCACAACUAAACCUAACAGCAGCAAGAAAAAGCCUACAAUUGCCACGACCACUCCAGUACCAAAACAAGAAGCGGAAACAGAAUCAACCCCAGAGGCUUCGGAGACUCCGCAGGUUGAAACAACCACUUCCACUCCAGAAACUUCCGACCCCACGGUAUCCACCUUGGCCGUGUUCGAGGUGACUCCCUCGGGCUCUGCCCCCUCGGAGGAGACGGAGGAGCCCAUGCUCAUCACCCCUGAGAGAGCGAGUCUCCUAGGAGGUCAGAAGGAGGCGUACCUAAGGUUCCUACAGACGGGGACAAUCCCACCAUACCUGGAGUCAGACAUCAUAAAUGAGACUGAAGAAUAA
Macrosteles quadrilineatus (aster leafhopper) is the source of this 727-nucleotide messenger RNA. RefSeq lists its product as uncharacterized. The record is from RefSeq and is a predicted model, not a curated record. Bases 32 to 727 code for a protein of 231 amino acids. The transcript is spliced from 4 exons. Lineage: Eukaryota; Metazoa; Arthropoda; Insecta; Hemiptera; Cicadellidae.